AUGACUGAAAACACCUCAAAUGAGGACAAUUCUCUUGAGCAGUAUGCCAGGAUGAAAGAACUCGAGCGAGAACUAGAACUUCUUGGCAUUAAAGAAGAAUAUAUUAAAGAUGAACUUCGUUAUCUUAGGCGCGAACUUGUUCGUGCACAAGAGGAAGUCAAAUCAAUACAAUCAGUGCCAUUACUUGUCGGCAAUUUCGUCGAAAUGGUUGAUGCAAACUAUGCUGUUGUUGAUUGUGGCUCUCCAAAUUUGGUCAGGGUCAUGAAAACAAUAGAUCGUCAUCUUUUGAAACCAAAUACAAGUGUCGCAUUACAUAAGCAUUCGCAAGCACUCGUAGAUGUUUUACCUCCAGAAGGAACAACAUCAGUACAAAUCGUAACAGACCCACCGAAUAUCUCUUAUGCAGAUAUUGGUGGUCUCGAUAUGCAAAAACAAGAAAUUCGUGAAGCUGUCGAAUUACCUCUUACACAUCUAGAUUUAUAUCAACAGAUUGGCAUUGAUCCGCCACGUGGUGUACUUCUCUACGGUCCUCCUGGUACUGGUAAGACAAUGCUCGCCAAGGCUGUCGCUCAUCAUACAUCUGCUUCGUUCAUUGCAGUUGUUGGCUCAGAAUUUGUCCAGAAAUUCCUUGGUGAAGGUCCACGUAUGGUCCGUGAUACAUUCAGACUCGCCCGCGAACAUUCUCCUUCUAUUCUUUUCAUUGAUGAAGUCGAUUCUAUUGCUACAAAGCGUUUUGAUGCCGAGCAUGGCUCAGAUCGUGAAGUUCAACGUGUUCUUAUGGAACUUCUGGCACAGAUGGAUGGUUUUGACCAGAGUACUUCGGUUAAAGUCAUUAUGGCUACAAAUCGUGCAGAUACUCUUGAUCCUGCCCUUCUUAGACCAGGUCGUCUUGAUAGAAAGAUCGAGUUCCCACUACCAGAUCGCCGCCAAAAGAGACUUAUCUUCCAAGUUAUUACAUCAAAGAUGAAUCUCUCUCCUGAAGUAGAUAUCGAGGACUUCGUAUCAAGACCAGAUAAGAUUAGUGGCGCUGAUAUAUCAGCUAUUUGCAUGGAAGCUGGUAUGCACGCAGUACGCCGCAAUCGUUAUGUUGUUUUACCAAAAGAUUUCGAGCGAGCUUAUGAAAAGACUGUUCGCAAACCAGAUUCUGUACUUUCUUCAUAUAAUUAA
Messenger RNA from Trichomonas vaginalis G3, 1167 nucleotides. RefSeq names its product 26S proteasome regulatory subunit family. The coding region runs from base 1 to 1167 and encodes 388 amino acids. NCBI's taxonomy places the organism in Eukaryota, Parabasalia, Trichomonadida, Trichomonadidae. The transcript has a single exon. Gene Ontology annotation, biological process: proteasome-mediated ubiquitin-dependent protein catabolic process. Gene Ontology annotation, molecular function: ATP binding; ATP hydrolysis activity; proteasome-activating activity. Gene Ontology annotation, cellular component: proteasome regulatory particle, base subcomplex. The record is from RefSeq and is a predicted model, not a curated record.